Messenger RNA from Grosmannia clavigera kw1407, 540 nucleotides. Its product is annotated as oxidoreductase. Lineage: Eukaryota; Fungi; Ascomycota; Sordariomycetes; Ophiostomatales; Ophiostomataceae. Gene Ontology annotation, molecular function: procollagen-proline 4-dioxygenase activity. Gene Ontology annotation, biological process: peptidyl-proline hydroxylation to 4-hydroxy-L-proline. The record is from RefSeq and is a predicted model, not a curated record. The transcript has 2 exons. Gene Ontology annotation, cellular component: endoplasmic reticulum. The coding region runs from base 1 to 540 and encodes 179 amino acids.
AUGGGACCUGGUCUUGAGAUGUCUAUCCCAGGCUAUCGCGACAGCAGCAGGAUAAUCUGGGACCAGCAGACCGUAGUGAAUAGACUAUGGGAGCGCUGUGCGCUGAGCGCGGGAUUACGAGAGCUUUUGGCCACCUGUCCUGGAGAGAGGUACGACGGCCCAGGACACUGGGAGUUUAGCAGGCUCAAUGACCGCAUGCGCUUUCUUAAGUACACCAAAGGGCAGUUUUUCCUUCCACAUACCGACAGUCCCUAUUAUUAUGAGGCAAACGGGGAGAAAUUCCUGACGUUUUACACCGUGCACCUUUACUUAAAUGACUCGUUUGAGGUGGAUCCCACGUCGAAGCUUGUUGGUGGAACCACGUCGUUUCUGUCAAAGGACAAGUCGAAGCGAGCAGAUGUCAAUCCAAAGGCUGGCAGCGUACUGAUUUUUCAACAUAAAGGACUGUAUCACGAGGGGGCAAAAGUGAUUGACGGGAUAAAAUAUACUAUGAGAACUGAUAUCCUCUACCAAUGGGUCCCAGCUCCAAAGAAUGGGUAG